AUGAUAUUUUGUUUAUUCCUUCACAGAUUCUGCACCACACCCAUCCUGUUUCUAGUUAUCUGUGACCUCUUGACAAAGGUCAGAGGUCAUGGCUAUCUCGCUGAGCCACCUGGAAGGUCUUCCAUGUGGAGAUUUGGAUUUGCCACCGUCAGAAAUUACCAGGACAACGAGCUGUUCUGUGGGGGGUUCCAGCACCAGCAGUCUUUGGGUGGCAAGUGUGGCGUGUGUGGAGACCCCUACGACGGAGAGCGCGAGAACGAGGCCGGGGGGAAGUACGCCACUGGGGAGAUAGCCAGAGUGUACACACAGGGGCAGGACAUUCAAGUAGCAGUUCAAAUCACAGCCAAUCACAUGGGCUGGUUUGAGUUCCGUCUGUGCCCCGUCAACGACGAGAAUGUCAAGGCUACCCCGGAGUGUCUCGAUAGGCACUUGCUGCAACUUGCAGACGGGUCAGGUCCCAGGUACCAGCUGACAAGUGGCGUCAGCACCAAGUAUUUGAUGACGUACAAGCUACCAGCUGGCCUGACGUGCUCGCAGUGUGUACUGCAGUGGAAAUAUCACACAGGCAACAGCUGGGGCACAGAUCCUGAUGGUACCUCCUGCGUGGGCUGUGGGCCACAGGAAGAAUUCUACGGCUGUGCAGACAUUGCCAUAUGCGAAACUGGACCAGUCCCAGUGACUACAACACCAGCGAAUCAA
Molecule: messenger RNA, 699 nt
Organism: Aplysia californica (California sea hare)
Lineage: Eukaryota; Metazoa; Mollusca; Gastropoda; Aplysiida; Aplysiidae
Source: RefSeq, a predicted model, not a curated record